Messenger RNA from Paramuricea clavata, 3108 nucleotides. Lineage: Eukaryota; Metazoa; Cnidaria; Anthozoa; Malacalcyonacea; Plexauridae. The record is from the annotation of a GenBank genome assembly.
AUGGCUGCUGGCAGGAGGUGAGUAUUUUACUUUCAGUCUCAUUCAAUUCGUUGAGCUCUCAUUCUGACGCGUUUUCUUCAUAUUUUAGCACAAAAUUGGAUCGUGUGUUCUUGCGUCGUUUCAAGAAAUGUCUUGGUAUAAUGUUUCCAACUUGGCUGGCGACCUCCACGCUUCUGUUUGUACUGCUCUUGGGCUUGUCCUUUUUACGUAAGGAAAAAAUGCCUCGUGUAUUAGGAGUCUAGAGUACAUUUUAAUUUAUGACAAUGUGUUGCUAUGAAGGUGGUUUGAUAUAGAUAUUCCAUCUUGUGUAGUAUGUAGUGAUUUCUGGAAUGUGCCCAAAUAUUUUCAAUAAGGGAUACAAAAUUACCGUAAAUUAUUUACGUAGCAAUUAUAGAAUUCCAAGGCCAAUUCACAGCUUCCAUACUGUUCUAAUAUUCUAGUGGCCCUAAAGAUAUUUUUUAUAUUAUUUAAUGCCUGACCCUUUACUGUAAUAUCCAAACUGCUAUUCUAUUUAAUUUUUGUUGUUAUACCCCUGAAGAAUUCCUGGCUAAAAACAUGCACUUACCCUAGGCUCGGUCCCAGUCGUUCCCUCUUGGGAGAGCCCGGGAGGGAACGGCUGGGACCGAGCCUACAUUUUUUGUCAACUGUUGAUUUUUUAUUCACAGUUACUCACAGAUGUUACGAAAGCAACAUCUGUGAGUCAAGAGCAUCAUCUGUGUGUCAAUGGUUACUUGAGUGUGGAGCAGUUAAACAAUGGGAAGUGACCAGCCUGCUUUGUACACACUGUUUGCCUGUGAAUCGUGUAUUUCUGAACCAGAAGUCGGGCUGGAGCAUGCUUUGCUCCUUGGAUUUGCAAAUGAAACACAACAAAUGGGUGAAAUGGCAAAAUUUGCAUGGUGCUUGAUUGCAAAAACAACUGCAAACUGCUGUAAUUCUUUUUGUCACUUUCAUUUUAUUUUAUUUGUGAGUCAGAUUCAGGGAUGCAGGAAGUUGCUGAGGGCAAGGAGUGCAAUUGGUUAACAAGAGGGCAUACUCCUUAAUAAAAGGGCAGCAAGUGUCGACCUCCCUCCCUGUCACCAAUUUUUUUCGGACCAAAUACAAUUAUUUAAGCACAAUUCCUCCGUAAUUUCUCGCCAAGCAUUCCAUAAGUAAUGCUUUCCAUAAUUCACCUCUCGCCAAAUAGAUAACAACUUUGUCAAAUUCCUGAUGACUGGGGGGUGGAGCACCCACACACACACAUCCUUGAACGACAUUUAAUUCUGUCUGUUGUAAAAGUUUUGUGCAUCUGUUACACCCAUACUCUGCACCCGCACUGCACCCACAAAGUUGAAAAUGCAAAAGGUAAGGGGUGCACUUUCCCCCGCUGCACCCGUGGUUCUGGCAUCCCUGGUCGGAUUCAACGGCCUUUGAUUUGAAAUGGCAAUUAGGACUGACAAUGAGUAUCAUUCUAUGUAGAGCAAGCAUUGUAUUACAACUCUGGUUUGAUUCCAAGUCGAUAUGUUGAAGUGAUGGUUGACAAAGACCGCUCUGGAUUUCAACAAGUCCUUGUCACUUCAGUCAUUGUUAUCAUCAGCACAUCCCUGGUAAUUUACACCAUCACCACAGAAUAGAGACCAACAGAAGUCUGACUUCUUGUCUGCACUUAUGACACAGAAUAAAGACACACAGAAGGUCGACUCCAGGAUUCGUCAUCAAAAUGCUGACGCCAUGGCCUAGUUAGACUUGCUCCAAGUCUUCCCCCCCCCCCCCAUUGUCAUAUCGAUCCACUAUAGUAUACAUUACAUGACUUAGUACGGAGGGGCGGAGCGAGAAAGAGAGACUUGUCAACUUCGGAAAAUCUCGGUUCAAAACUUAACCGAAAAUGCAAGACUUGCUUUGUUUUCUGUCAGUGUUUAUAUGUAUUGAUCUAGCACAGUGUAAAUAACACGAGUUCCAUUAUAGUAAAUUAUACAGAAAGAAAUUGAAGGAAAACAAUUAAAGCAAGUAUUGCAUUUUCGGUUCAGUUUUGAACCGAGAUUUUCCGAAGUUGACAAGUCUCUCUUUCUCGCUCCGCCCCUCCGUACUACGUCAUGUAAUGUACACUAUAGUGGAUCGAUAUGACAAUGAAAGAGAGACUUGGAGCAAGUCUAUGGCCUAGUGCGCUUAUGAGAGGCAUUCCCCCCUGGACAUCUGCCUUUUUUAAUAUUAUCAGGGGGGUGAAUGCCUCUCAUAAGCGCACUGGCUAUGACCAUGGCGUCAGCAUUUUGAUGACGAAUUACGGUUACGCUAAAAUCAUAGGGAAAACCAAUAAGUCGUGCUUCUGUAUAGUCUCUACUCUGUGCUUACGAUAUUGGCGUAACUGUUGCAAUGCUGUCGCCAUGUUCCUAGCCAGUGCGCUUACAAGAGGCAUUCACCCCCCUGCGUAUAUUCAAAAUGGAGGAUGUUCAGGGGGGUGAAUGUCUCUCAUAAGCACACUGGUUAGGAACAUGACAAGUGCAUUUUGAUGAGGAAUUGUAGAGCACAGGAUAAAGAAUAAUAUAAAGAAUAAUAUAAAGAAUAAUAUAAAGAAUAAUGUAAAGAAUAAUAUAAAGAAUAAUAUAAAGAAUAAUAUAAAGAAUAAUGUAAAGAAUAAUAUAAAGAAUAAUAUAAAGAAUAAUAUAAAGAAUAAUAUAAAGAAUAAUAUAAUUCUGGCUAAUUUAAACAGAAUUCCAGGUUAAUAGUUCACCUAACAUAAUCUGGUUAAUUCAACCAUAUAACGUGGUUAAAUUAGACAGGAUAGUGAUCAAAUGAAUGGCCACAUAUAAUCCAGGCCAAUUUUAUAAAACAUCAUUUAUUGAGGUUGCAUGACAUUAUAUUUUUGUGCUAGAUUUGCAUCUCCAAAAAUUCUUACUUUUGCCCAACUUUUCCUGAAAUUUUAGUCCUACUUUUAUCCCAAAUGCCAGAAAGACUGCUGGUGAUUUGCAAUUUAAUUGUUCUUUUUGUUGGUCAGGUUAAAAGUUUGGUGAGUUUUGUGUCUGGUGUUUUGUACGUGAACUGGAGAGGAAGUCUGACGAGAUUUAUCCAAAAAUUUUAUUUUGCUCAAGACAAUUACUAUGAACUGAAUGUCCUACAACGAGAUAUUGAUAACUU